CGGUACAGGAAAAAGGCGUCAAAUUAGCUGUAGCACGGAGAAAAAAAGGGGGAAACAAAUACACCUAAUUUCUGCCACUGGAAAACUAGGAGCAUUUUGAAUUUACACCAGAAGAAACUGAUAAAGGAGGGAGAAUACGCCUAAGGCUGUCCAUCCAACCAUUCAGAUACACAUUCUCGUUGGACUUCCAUAUACAAAUAAAACCCACUGAAGAUGUCUGCCCCAGCAGCUGGCGCCCCCGCGGACGGAGGACCCCAGGCCCCUCCCAACACCACCAGCAACCGCCGCCUGCAGCAGACACAGGCUCAGGUCGAUGAGGUGGUGGACAUCAUGCGUGUGAACGUGGAUAAGGUGCUGGAGAGGGACCAGAAGCUCUCGGAGCUGGACGACCGUGCGGACGCCCUACAGGCCGGGGCCUCGCAGUUCGAGACCAGCGCUGCCAAGCUCAAGAACAAGUACUGGUGGAAGAAUGCCAAGAUGAUGAUCAUUCUGGGCGUGAUAGGUGUCAUCGUCCUCAUUGUCAUCAUUGUCUACUUUAGCUCCUAAGAAGGGCACUUCCUACCCCAGCCUGCACUCGAGACCUCCCACUUUCCAGAAGAUUCUAUGCGAAGAGAGAGAGAGAUGAGGAUACAAUGACUACUACCAGUACCACUACUACGACUACCAAUGUCUACCAACGACAAAAAAAUUGCAAGUAAUCUCCCUUCCCAGCCCCAGCCCCGCCCACAACUACACGCCAGCCGACGAAUCAAGAAAUGGCGGCCCCCCUACCUGGCCCCCUGACCCCCAACGCCUCCACUGCCUCACUAUCGGACCUUCGUCAAUCUUCGUCAGUCCAGUCCAGUGAGCGUGUGGCAAUGUACCCUCUGUAAAUAUAUAACUUGCUUUUCUUAUAUAUUGUUCAUAACUUCAACUUCAGUAGCUCUGGUUGAUAUGCCAAUGUGGCGACAAUGAGGUGUGGAACGAAGUGACAGGGAAAAAAAAUUGGAAAUUGACCCUGGCGAUAAUUGCUGUACACCAGAUGUGAUAUACAUAUACAUAUAUAUAUAUAGAUAUAUAUUGUUCUUUGUAGAGUUUUAUUCUGAUAUGAUGGUUUUUUUGUAGGUUGUGUGUGUAUACUGUAUGCGCGUGUGUGGGUGGGUGUGCAUUUGUAUUUUUUAAUUUUUGUAUUAAUUUACUUUAUGCUUCUAACUGGAAACUACUGCCUAUUGGUCUAAGUGUGUAUAACUUGCACGUUCUCUUUUCUUUUCUGUCUUUUCGUUGUAACUUGCUGGAUAUACGUGUGUCAUUGCACAUAGGGAGUAGCUUACCUUGUUGACGGAAGUUCAGCAUUCAGCUAUCACAUGUCUUUUCGCUACUCUCGCUCUCUUGCCAUGCCUGGUAGCUCACGCGUUCUUAUCAACCAUCCUUUUGGUUUGCAUUUCUUUCUUUCUUCCUUUCAUUCUUCCUUUCUUUUAUUCUUUCUUUCUUUAUUUCUUUCAUCAAAGCUAUGCUCUUAAUCUUCCUCUUUUGAACUGCCAUACUAGAGCUGGACCAAUGUCUGUAGACUUGAUUUUUUUAAAGGUCUUUAGUGUCUUAUCUCUUAAACAUUCCUUCAUAGCAGUAUAGUAAUAUGCUGUCUAUAUUGCAUAAACUUACACACAGUAUGUGUGUCUAUCUUUUUAAAAAAUGAACUAAAGUAAACCUAAAUACCAGACUGCGAAAGUUGUAAAAGCCAGGAGCAAAGAUGGUUGCAGCAAAAAAAUAUAUGUAUACUGUAUAAGUAUAUACGUAUAAACCAAGACAAUUGGUUCAUGUUGCUGUAUUAUUUGCAGACCUUUAUCUACGCUCUCAUAAUGUAGCACAACUGGGAGUUGACAUUAUGAACACUGUCUGUGUGUAUAACGCUGCAUCAUUACCAUUGCUGUAGUGCCCUGUUCGAUUCUAAAGAACACUUACGCGAUUGCGAGAGAAAGGGCAAUUCUCAAAUGAGUUGCGGUAUGAGUAUAAUCUGUUCAGCUGGGCUAUACUAAGUCGAUGCUAUCGUAUAAACUUGCUAAAUGCCAGCAGACGUCCAUUUUUGUACGUUUUAUUAUGUUCGUUCGGGGAGGGUUGUGGUUGGUUUAAAAAAGGGUUAAAAAAACAACACUCAAGCACCUCGUUUUUGACAGCGCUUUCUGACUGGUUUCAUUCAGUGACUAUGUAUGUCCAGACUGAGAAAGAACCUUGUUGCGACAGUGUCAUCUGGCCUGCGCAGGCUUCUAUCUAGGAUCUCAUCCUCACUGUCUUAUUGCUUAUUCAAGCAGGUAACUAAACCAGGCAGACAGACCAAAACAAAACAAAUACGCCUGGUGGUGUGCUUCAGCUAGAGGGGACAAUCCCUACACGGCUUCCAAUUGGUCCUCUUGAUGUCUGCUUCCCUGUUGCUGUCCAAUAAGGAUGCACAACCAUACACUGUAAAGCACACUUUUAUUACAGCUACUGCCGCUCUUACUGUACUAUACAAGCCUGUUGCUACUGCCGUGGUUCUUUCUCUGUUUCUCCUUUUUGUAUUAUUCUCGCUAGAUACUGCCUUUUUUUCUUUCUUUCUUUUUUUAUGAAUUCCUCAUAGACAGAUUAUAUUUGUAUAUUAAAUAUAUUUUUGUGCGUUGAAGAAGCAGACAGGCCGGGGGGACGGCUUCAUUCAGGACUCAUCACUGCCCCUUGUGGCCCCUCGUGGCGCUGCAUGGGCAAACACCACUGUGCCCCUCUCCUGUCUGUCUUCUGUUGUGUGUCUUUUCAGUCAGUUAAAGCGCUGUAGACUCUAUACACUGCCAAGCAACUAUAGGGAGAUCUGAUCUUCUGUUUAGUUUUACUCUGCCUGUCUUAACUGUUUCAUUUGCUGUUGUUGCUCUCGAUGCUGUUGAUUUUUUAUUUUUUUUAUUUUGGUGCCCUUACCGGUUUGCUCUUAGUGGUUUGCUCUCGCUCUCUAGCUAUCUCGUACUCACACACACAUACUUUCCCAAUCGCACCCAAUCGAGCCCCUUUUUCCCCAGACCCAUUUCCAUCGCUAAUGUCCUACUCUGUCUGCCAGGUGUGAGCCAAUAGGGAGGUGUGACAAGACAAGAGCUCUCUACUUGAUAAACGAUCAGGGGGGUAUUCCAAGAACAUGGUUAAGUGAUAAACCUUGCUAGGUUAACUUACAUGAAGUGGCCAAUCUGCUAAUAGGUAGCACACAUGUGUCGUUUAGUUAAGAAAACAAGGACGCUAGUCUCUUAAAUUACUAGAUGGUUUACGACUACCUGAAGGUUAACUUAACCUGAUUUACUACUUAGCCAGGUUCUUGGCAUACUUCUCUGGAAUUAAGACUCAGUCAGGCAGCCCUCUCAUUCAUGAGAAGAUCCCGAUGAAUGACAGGAGUUAGUCAAUGGGGGGAAGCCAUAUUGUCGUUUGCUCUGAAUGGAGAUGUGUUCUUGCUUAGCAUGGCCAGUGUUUUAUUAUUCUAUCGUCUGGUGUGCCCUCGUACGUGCACUGUACGCGUGUGUUGGUCAGUCUGUGUCUGUUUGUGCAUUUGUUUGUUUGUUUGUUUGUGUUGUAAGUGAAUCGCUGGCCCCUUUGCAGCAGAAUAUCCCUGGUUUAUCCCCCACACAGAUUAGAUCGCUUAGAGGUGAGGUGAGGUGCGGGCAAGCUGUUUCAGAUCCACUGGCUAAAGGGACUGAGGAGAGUGUGAGAGCUCAGUGGGAUGCGACAGGGGAGAGAGGCUAUAGGCAUUUUUCAGGUGUGCGUAGGUAGGCCUGUAUUGUAUUUCACAGGAAAUGGGGCUUUUCUUUUAGUGUUGGUUGAGGACCUCCCAUUGGCUGAUACAAUGCAGACAGAGUGGGCCGGCAUGCCUGAGGGAGGGAACGUGUUGGAACAACUUAGCUGAUCUCAGUGCAGCACGUUUCCCUGGAAGUCGACAAGACAAGUCACACAAGUCAUCCUUUAACUCAUCAAAUGGAACUCUUUUCUCCAGAGACGGCCUUACAACAUUUAUUUCCUCAUCAAUCCAACCAAUCCUUUCUCAUACCUAAUCACAAACCCCUAAAAAAAGUAGAGCAAAACGAACUUAAAGAAAUCAUUUUUUACCAAAGACCGUUAUUUUUGUCUUGCUUAUGCUGCCAAACUGCCAAUGAAGAUAAAUUGAUUGAAAGGCACACACACACAUUUGUCCCUAAACGUGACGAGAGAAGACGAAACAUGUAGCUCAUGUUGUAAGGAGCUCACCCCUAUUGCCCCAAGACCCGUAAGUCACUUGUGAUUACUACAGGUGGUAGGCAGUAGGAGCGCAGAGAGGCGUGUGAGUUUGUCCGAAAUAAUUAAGAAAAAAAGAGAAAACAAACAAAAUUCACUUCAGAGUCCCCUCAAUCUCCCCCUCUCUGAAGAGUAUCUUCCCUUCUGGGUCUGAUGCACUCAACUGUAAUAGCACAACUCUUACUUACUUUUUGUCUGUUUCUGUAUUGCUGAUAAGAAAACAAAAUAUGGGUGAAAAGCUUCUGAAGUGUAGCUGUUAGAAAAUACUGUUUUAAGAAAAAAAUAACAAAAAAAAAUCUACCGUAUCUUGUGUGGUGUUGUGGUGUGGGGUUGUAUCUUUGGGGGAAAGGGGGUCCUAUGUUAUCUGGUAGGAAAAGUAAAAAGUACAAACAUGUUCCAAGUGUAACUGGAGAUUUAAAGCCAGUUCCAUGAAAUAAGCCACGUUUAAAAAAAUCCCUGUAAACUGGACAAGCAAAAAAAGACAAAGAGUUAAAAACAAAAGGGAAAAAAAACAAUAGAACAUCAACAUCCACAGUCCAGGGCCUGGUGACGCGAGGGAAGGGAGUAGUAAUACAAGACCAUUUUAUUGGGGGUAGGACUUCAAGAUAAUGGACAAAUCAUUUUAGGCAUAUUUACAGAGUGCUCAACAAAUUCAUAAAGGUCAUAAAAAGAAGACUAAUUUAAAAAAAACUUUAUGUAAGUGUAUUUUUAUUUAUUUAUUAUUUAUGUAUUCCUUUUUGUGGGGAUUGGCUGGUUACAGUACAUCUUUUGAUGUAUAGUUUUUUUUCUCUUCUCUUUUCCUUUUAUUAAAGUUUUAAAAGGGUGAGGGUGUUUGUUGAUUAAGGGGUAAUUAUGCCAUAUGCCAACUUGUAAGACCUUCUCUAAGUCUUCAGCUUUAGGAGGGACCCUAAGAAGACGCUAGAGCAUCUUUAGGGUUUGGCUGUGCUUUCACUAUAAUAAUAUUCGUGUGAAGGACUAUUGUAUUUGGGAUUAAGAAGCCAUGGUGUAAACCAUGCUGCUAUUUAUUUUUAAAGUGGAAGUCAACUAUCGUGUCAAGAGAGUCGCAGCGUGGCACAAGUUUUGCUUGUGCUGGGAGAAGGGGAGGUGGAGGGCUUAUCUUGAAAGGGAAAUCUAGAAAGAGACAGUGUAAUAAACAAAAACUAAAAGCAAAGCCCAUGUACUCAACGGUCAAUGUGUCCGAACAUUCUGGAGUGUUGUCCCUAUCACAUUGUUACUGUCUUUAUAUUUUUCAGUGAGAGAUUUUUUUGUUUGUUUGUUUUGAACAGGUGAAUUUGGGUAUGAUGACGUCAGGAAGAUAGUGAAGGAUAUAGGCUAGUUGUUGAUCAGACUCCAGGACAGCGGGAAGGGGAAAGCUCUUCCACGUCCUGCGUAUCUUAUCAUGGACUCUGCAAUGUUUAGAUUGUGACGGAAAGCAUUGAUUUGAGAGCCAUAUUUGGUGUGUUGAUGUAACAAUGUUAAGAUUCUGUUUUUCUUUAUUUCAGUUCGGCGGGGGUGGGGGGGGUGCACAGGUACAAAAAGGUUUUCAAGGCCGACAUUACGCUUGGUCAUCUUGCCUUUCAGGAGGGACAAGGUGGGAUGGUCACCUGUAAUGUUAUCCUGCUUUUCUGUUUAUUUACCUAGUAAUAACAUCUUUACUGUGUCCUCAUUUCCUCUGGGGUUGACAUAAUGGGUUACAAUAAGACAGAUGACCAUUGGCGAACCAGACGUACAUAAACCAGUUGUAGAGUAAACCUGUCAAUGUCUUAUUAUAUUGAUGACCAUCAUGGGAAAUAAUAUAUAUAUAAGUAUAUAUAUUGGAGAAUGAAUAAUUAUAAUGACCUGUGUUUAUUGUUCGGAGUUAGAAAAUCCAAAUGUGUGUGUGUUUGAAAACAAUGACAUUAAAAAAUAAAUUAAAUAUAUGAG
This is a messenger RNA of Engraulis encrasicolus (European anchovy), 6171 nucleotides long. RefSeq names its product vesicle-associated membrane protein 2 (gene vamp2). The transcript is spliced from 5 exons. Gene Ontology annotation, molecular function: syntaxin-1 binding; SNAP receptor activity. Gene Ontology annotation, cellular component: plasma membrane; SNARE complex. Lineage: Eukaryota; Metazoa; Chordata; Actinopteri; Clupeiformes; Engraulidae. The record is from RefSeq and is a predicted model, not a curated record. Gene Ontology annotation, biological process: vesicle-mediated transport; SNARE complex assembly; vesicle fusion. The coding region runs from base 214 to 546 and encodes 110 amino acids.